Diprion similis is the source of this 3115-nucleotide messenger RNA. It is a transcript of the gene Dhx15, whose product is annotated as putative pre-mRNA-splicing factor ATP-dependent RNA helicase PRP1. The record is from RefSeq and is a predicted model, not a curated record. Gene Ontology annotation, cellular component: intracellular anatomical structure; spliceosomal complex. The transcript has 9 exons. Gene Ontology annotation, molecular function: RNA helicase activity; RNA binding; ATP binding. NCBI's taxonomy places the organism in Eukaryota, Metazoa, Arthropoda, Insecta, Hymenoptera, Diprionidae. The coding region runs from base 125 to 2275 and encodes 716 amino acids.
UAAGGCACUGAGUUUGGAUGUCCGCUGGUUUUGCCAUUUUGUGACGCUGCUCUGCGUGUACAUACAUAAAUAAUUUGUAAACAGUACAUUCGUUUUGCUUAGACGGUUAAAUAAAGAUUGCACGAUGUCUAAGCGGAGGAUUGAAGUGGUGGAUCCAUAUAUCAAACGAAAGAAAGAUGGAACAGUCGCCAAUAACAUGCCAACUUCAACGGCAGCCAAAAAUCAGGUUCAGCUUAACCCAUAUACCGGUCUUCCAUACACGCCACGCUAUCAUGAGUUUUACAAGAAGAGAAUAACUCUACCAGUAUUCGAGUACAGAUCAGACUUCAUGAGGCUCUUAGCGCAGCAUCAAUGCAUUGUCUUAGUCGGUGAAACUGGAUCUGGUAAAACUACUCAGAUACCGCAAUGGUGUAUAGAAUACUCAAGAUCUAUGGGUACGAAAGGUGUGGCUUGUACCUGCCCCAGAAGAGUCGCUGCCAUGUCAGUUGCCCAGAGAGUGUCAGAAGAAAUGGAUGUCGCUUUAGGUCAAGAGGUAGGCUAUAGCAUUCGUUUUGAGGACUGCAGCUCUGCAAAAACUGUGCUAAAGUACAUGACAGAUGGUAUGCUGCUUCGAGAAGGGAUGUCUGACCCGAUGCUAGAAGCGUAUCAAGUAAUCUUAUUAGAUGAGGCUCAUGAAAGAACUCUGGCAACAGAUUUAUUGAUGGGAGUCUUAAAAGAAGUCGUGAAACAGCGUCCAGAUCUGAAACUGGUUAUAAUGAGUGCGACUCUGGAUGCAGGAAAAUUUCAACAAUACUUUGACAAUGCACCAUUGAUGAAUGUUCCUGGUCGAACGCAUCCUGUAGAGAUAUUUUACACACCAGAACCAGAGAGGGAUUAUUUGGAGGCUGCGAUUAGGACGGUAAUACAGAUUCACAUGUGCGAAGAAGUGGCUGGCGAUCUUCUCCUAUUUUUGACUGGACAAGAGGAGAUUGAGGAAGCUUGUAAGAGAAUCAAACGAGAAAUGGACAAUCUAGGACCUGAAGUUGGAGAGCUUAAAUGUAUUCCCUUGUAUUCUACACUUCCACCAAAUCUUCAGCAGAGAAUAUUUGAACCUGCUCCACCUACUAAACCCAACGGAGCUAUCGGAAGAAAAGUUGUAGUGUCCACAAAUAUUGCAGAAACUUCAUUGACCAUUGAUGGCGUUGUUUUUGUCAUUGAUCCAGGAUUUGCAAAGCAAAAGGUCUACAAUCCGAGAAUUCGUGUGGAGUCACUGUUGGUAUCGCCAAUCAGUAAAGCAUCGGCGCAACAGCGAGCUGGUCGAGCAGGUCGAACCCGUCCAGGGAAAUGUUUUCGGCUUUACACAGAAAGAGCAUACAAAAAUGAGAUGCAGGACAACACGUAUCCAGAAAUUCUUCGUUCAAAUCUUGGCAGUGUUGUUUUGCAGUUGAAAAAGCUUGGAAUUGAUGAUCUGGUUCAUUUUGACUUCAUGGAUCCUCCAGCACCUGAAACACUUAUGAGAGCUCUGGAGCUGCUCAAUUAUUUGGCGGCGCUUGAUGACGACGGAAACUUAACAGAUCUAGGUGCAGUUAUGGCUGAAUUUCCACUUGACCCUCAGCUGGCAAAGAUGUUGAUAGCUUCAUGUAAUCAUAACUGCAGUAAUGAAAUACUCAGCAUCACCGCGAUGCUUUCAGUCCCACAGUGUUUUGUGAGACCAAACGAAGCUAAGAAAGCUGCAGACGACUCAAAAAUGCGGUUCGCGCAUAUCGAUGGCGAUCAUCUGACUCUUCUCAAUGUGUAUCAUGCCUUCAAACAGAAUAUGGAAGAUCCCCAAUGGUGUUAUGAGCAUUUUGUGAACUAUCGAUCACUUAAGAGUGGAGAUAAUGUUAGACAGCAAUUAAGUAGGAUCAUGGACAGAUUCAGUUUGAAACGUACGUCAACCGAAUUCACGUCCAAAGAUUAUUACAUAAACAUUAGAAAAGCUUUGGUCAACGGCUUCUUCAUGCAGGUUGCACAUUUAGAACGGACGGGACACUAUCUUACAAUAAAAGACAAUCAAGUUGUGCAAUUACAUCCGAGCAGUUGCCUUGACCAUAAACCUGAGUGGGUUAUCUACAACGAGUUCGUGCUGACGACAAAAAAUUACAUUAGGACAGUCACAGACAUAAAACCCGACUGGUUACUUAAAAUUGCCCCCCAAUACUACGACUUGCAGAACUUCCCGCAAUGCGAAGCUAAAAGACAACUUGAAGGUAUUCAAACGCGACUAGAUUCGAAACAGUAUCAGGAAGGCUUCUAACGUCGUUCACUUUUAGCCACGUUACUAAUCACAAACAAUGGCUGUGACCAGCCCAGUCCUUCGAGCAUGUAAACUCGGUUUUUUUCAUUUAAAAAACCGAAAUAAAGGUAAAGCAUUUUUUUAAACGAUCUUAUGCCAAGUUCGUUUCCUGUUCCAACAUAAACCUUAUCUUCAUAAUUGGCAAUGAUAUUCAUGCAGAAGGACUGAUAAAUUCGAUGUUUAUCCUAUUGCUCAGGAUAAAUCGACAGGAUACUUAUAUCCAUCAACCGCUGGAUGUUACAUUCAACCCAAAAAGUACUUGUGGGUUUAAUUUAUACAAUUUCUAAAAAGUGUAGCUAUGUAAUGGUUUAAAAAAAAAUACAAUUACAAACAGAAAAGAAAUUGUUGAUAGGGUCAUUCAUAAUGUAUUUAGCCAAAGUUGAUAUACCUUACCGACACACCACUGCACUAUAAAUAAUAACGUAAUAUCUGUCAGUUCGGAUAUUUAACGAAGCAAAUGUUUUUGUUUGUUACUUUUCUUGUCACUCUCAUCCCCUUCAAAACGCAAAAUCAAGUUGUUGGCUGUACCUAAAAAGUGGGUACACUUCACAUCGACCAAUUUUGUGAUCGAUUUUUCAUAGAAAACCACACCACCCUUUAUGUAUACUGUAUUAUACCUACUCAAAUUGAAAUGACGAAUAAAUUUUAUUCAAUUACUAUCUAGCUUCUACUUGAAAAAUUACUACACAUUGGUGACUGUUGGUCAGAACACAUUUCUAACAACAAUGGCUGUGGUCUGUAUUGAAUUACCGUUGUUUCGCUCUGUAUUAUUGACAGGGGCACAGGAAAAUUUCGAAAGAA